CCGACAUUUAGGGGGGGAGGGGGUUCUAGGAUUUUGUGACAGUUCAAAAAAUGGAAAUUUUUUUCUAUAGAAUUUUUGUGACAGAGGGGGGGGGGGGGCUAAAAAUCAGGUUUUUUGAUGGACGUCAUAAGUGAACGACCCUUAUGUUGUCUAUACACAUACAAAUUGCAUAUUUUAUAUGAUUAAUCUUAAGUUACUCAGUUCAUGCUAGUCGAGAUUUUAUACUCAUAUCAAUCAGUCUCGUUUCAAAAGCUGUCAAGCAAGAAAAUAUUCAUCAUUGAGUUCUAGGAGAAAUAUUAAUAUACUCCAAAAAUGGCCGAAAAUACAGAACAAAAUCCAAUGGAAAUCAUCGCAGGGUACGUCAAACAAUUACAAGAAAACCCAGAUGACAAUGAAGCUACAAUCAUAAUCACUAAAAUCAUAGAAACAUUAAAUCCAAUCGUUGACGAUGAUCCAAUAUAUAAAAAAUUGAGAGAUGAAGCGAUCGCAGUCUUACCAGAUGACUUUUUAAUGGCAAGUUGUGAUUAUGUAACGAGUUCACCGGAAGCAGAUACUAAACCAAAAAGUGGACCUAAGCGAAUAAUUGUCAAAAGUUUUAUUGAAUUAUUUCAAGUUUUUAAAUUCAGUUGUCAUGUGUCUUACGAUGACUAUGACUAUGAUAGUACACCGUAUACCAAAGCUGAUGAUAAAGUGAAGUUGAAACAACAAGUUGGUAAAGAUGAAGGAGGUCCGUCAUCCAAGGAAAAGUGAAAUGUGUAAUCAAUAACGGUCAAUAAAAACUCAUAUAUUGCUUA
This is a messenger RNA of Chironomus riparius, 794 nucleotides long. Lineage: Eukaryota; Metazoa; Arthropoda; Insecta; Diptera; Chironomidae. The record is from the annotation of a GenBank genome assembly.